Agrilus planipennis (emerald ash borer) is the source of this 3012-nucleotide messenger RNA. Its product is annotated as monocarboxylate transporter 2-like. Gene Ontology annotation, molecular function: monocarboxylic acid transmembrane transporter activity. The record is from RefSeq and is a predicted model, not a curated record. The transcript has 9 exons. NCBI's taxonomy places the organism in Eukaryota, Metazoa, Arthropoda, Insecta, Coleoptera, Buprestidae. Bases 321 to 2390 code for a protein of 689 amino acids. Gene Ontology annotation, biological process: transmembrane transport.
ACAGCAGCCAGGAGCCGUCCAGGAUCUACAAGGCCCGCUUUUGCUCCUGAUGCUGACACCACUUUCUGCGACGAUCGUAGCUAGGCAGCAGCCUGCAGCGAGCGUGAUCGUCGUUGUAGUUUGCCGCGGACAGCAGCCUCUGUAGCUGCAUGCAGUCGCGGUGUAACGUGUUUUCGACACGCGUCUGAACGUGCUCGUUCUGUCCCACUGAGAUCUCGCAGUGGGAUUGCUGUUGUGUUACGUGUAUUUACCGACUGGAACGAAACGGGGUGGUCGUCGCAUAAUCGGAAUUCGCAAAGGAGGCUGCUACUACUUCUCUGAUGCACCUUAGAGAAAGUGCCCAAUCUGCCCGGUCCCAAAGUUGGUCUACUCCGUCAGCAAGUCCGUCACCACCACCCCCGCCACUUCCACCGCCGGUAAUUAAUAGAUGGGCUCGAGCAGAACGUAACAGUGGGGAAUUGUGUCCCCACUGCAGGGGGCACAUUGCAUCUCUUCCAACGAGAACAACGUCUUUAAGCAGUUACUCCAUUUGCAAAGAUAGAACAACACCCAUAUCCCGUCUGCCGGAAGAUGAAGAUUCAUUUCCUGUCCUAUGCGAUCGAGAAUUGCAUUCGUUGCACAGAAAUAUCCCGGCGUUGCGACGAAGGGAUGUAGACACUGCCACCAUAAAACAACACUACUAUCCCGAAGGAGGAUGGGGAUGGUUAGUUUGUGGUGCUGCCUUUUUGGCUUACCUACUUACAUCAGGUUUUCAACUAGCUUUUGGCCUUCUAUACCUUUAUGUGAUAAAGUUCCUUAUCAAAGAACAUAUGAAUAAACAAUUUUAUUCUAUGGCAACAGCCUGGAUGGGUGCUAUGUGUUUAAGCAUUUCGUUCCUGAUAGCACCCUUCGUGGUUGCCGUAUCCAGAAGAAAAUCGACGAGAUUAGCGGCCGUAAUGGGAGGUCUAUUGAUGGCCUUGGCCUGCCUAUUUACUUCUUUCGCGGUGCAGUUCCAUCAGGCUCUUUUAAGUUAUGGCGUCGUAUUAGGUGCAGGGGCUGGAAUUGUUAGGGAAACGUCAGGAUUAGUUUUAGGACACUAUUUUAAGAAACGAAGAGAAUUUGUGGAGAUGGUUGCCCAAUCGGGAACAGGAGUGGGAAUGGCCUUAUUCUCCGUACUGUACAAAGAGGCUGUCGGAAAAUUAGGAUGGAGACUAGGGCUUCAUUCGGUUACGGGACUUUUAGCGUUAGCCUUCUUCCUACCUAUUGUUUAUCGCUCUGCGAAUUUGUAUCAUCCACAACGAAGGGCAAUAAUGCAUCUCAAAAACCAAAGAAAGAAAAUGAAAGAGAAAAAAACUCACGCCAAAGGAAAGAAACCGGCAAUGUUCGAUUUUACCCCGCUUAAGAGUAGGGGACUUCGAGUUCUUUUGGUUGCUAGUGCUACAGGAUCUUUAGGGGUUUAUAGUCCAAUUUUUUAUUUGGCUUUGCAAGGCCACGACGAAGGAUUGGAAGACAGUGCCCUAGUCUUGUUGCAGACAUUUCUAGGGUUCGCAACAGCUUUAGGAUUUGUAGGUUUCGGACUCAUAAUCGUUCGACCAAACACUCAGUGUCUUAUAUCGCGACAGUAUCUGUGUCAAACGUCGCUAAUUGGCAUAGGUAUUUCUCUUCUGGCCCUAAGCGCUGUUCAGGGCUAUCACGGUUACGUAUUAUUUGUAUGGUUGUAUGGCGUUUGUCUUGGAGGCUUCGAUUACUCCCUUAAAAUGUUUACAUUGGAACGAAUUCGUACACGUCACUUUACCAAAGCUUGGAGCUUCGUUCAAGGCGCCAAAUCCGUGCCUGUGCUCAUCGGGAUUCCGAUAACGGGUUACAUGAACCAAAUACAUCCCAAAGCUGGUUACUAUUUCAGCUUCGGUACAACUCUAGUCAGUGCAAGUCUCAUGUUCUUGGUAGGUCAUCGUAAGGACUCUAGCAAUGGAAACUACAGUUUCAGCCCAAAAAUGAACGAGUGCAUUUGCAAUUUGAACAACCACUACAUCACAGAGGUGCCCUAUAAUGUAUAUAGACCACCGCCACUCAACCAGUACGAACAGUUCCUCCCCAGUUACGAUCAUUUGGACAGAAGCAGUUUUUGUAGACAUUCGUCCAUGAAGCAUCGAUACGAUCGACCAGUAGUUCGACAUUGUUUACCAAAGAGCCAAAGCUACGUGGCCAAUAUACACCAUUCAGCUCAUCCCAGUAUGAUUUGCCUGAACAGAAGCCCGGGAGUUACGUAUCCCCACAAGUAUUCGCAUGGAAAUUUGAGAGCCACCAGAAGUGUUCCUGAGGGAUUAGCGAGAUGGAGCCAUUAUGGAUCUUGUCGUAGACCUAUUAUACGGGAUGUUCAUGUUAUAGAACAAAUUACUACUUCUGUUUAGGUGAUUAUUCUGAUAUGUUCUUAACCAUUCGUAUUCAUAUAGUUACACAGCUUUCUUGUUAAAAAUCUGUCAUUCUUAAGAAACCAAUUAAACAGGUUUUAUACAUCAGGUAAAUUUUAACACUCAUUUUUUUGAAAAUUUAUUACAACUCUUUAAAAUAAAUAAUGUAUCAAGUGGUCAGCUAAAAUUAAAUUUAUAAAUUAAUACUUAUGUGUUAAUUAUCCCUAUUAAUUCUUUUCUUUUGCUGUUUAUUAAAGAGUUUGAUAACUGCCAGAAACCUCUGCCAUUUUUUGGUACCCAUACGAGAAAAGGAGAUCCGUACUUUUUGAGCUUUGCAUGCUUAUUUACUUAGCUUUCUAUCUACAUUGAAAUGGGUAAGUUGCUUGCAUCUAUUUCUUUUUUUUUUUGUUAUUAAUUUAUACACAUUAAAAGUGGCUGGCCACUUCGGAAAACGCCAUAAAAAUUGGGGGACAAAAACUGUACACGUAGGCACGAGUUGAAGAUUUUCAAAGAAAUGAGAAAGUAUUAAUUUUUUAUUUUAUCAUUAACGAAAAGUCGAUAGACCAAAGAAUUAUUUAUUAGGUUUCAAAUAUCAUUUUAAGUUACUGAUUUCUAAUUUUCU